AUGGCUAACAAUGCGCGUUUGCUUUCUGCAGUUCGAUUCCUCGACCUCAUCAAACCCUUCUCGCCAAUCCUCCCAGAGGUGCAGCAACCCGAGACGAAGGUCCCUUUCAACCAAAAGCUGAUGUGGACGGGUUUGACACUCUUGAUCUUCUUGGUGAUGAGCCAGAUGCCAUUGUAUGGCAUCGUGUCCUCAGAUACCUCAGAUCCACUAUACUGGCUGCGCAUGAUGUUGGCGAGUAACAGGGGAACGCUGAUGGAGUUGGGUAUUACGCCAAUUAUCUCCUCGGGAAUGGUCUUCCAGCUUCUUGCCGGUACACACUUGAUCGAUGUCAACCUUGACUUGAAGGCCGACCGCGAGCUCUACCAGACUGCACAGAAGCUUUUCGCUAUCAUCUUGUCUAUGGGACAGGCCACGGUCUACGUAUUCACUGGUCUUUAUGGUCAACCAUCCGACCUCGGUGCCGGUGUUGUUUUCCUCUUGAUCCUCCAAUUGGUUGUUGCUGGUUUGAUUGUUAUUCUCCUCGACGAGCUCCUGCAAAAGGGAUAUGGCCUUGGAAGCGGUAUCUCACUCUUCAUUGCCACCAACAUCUGCGAGUCCAUUGUGUGGAAGGCAUUUUCCCCAACAACCAUCAACACCGGCCGUGGACCAGAGUUUGAGGGCGCCGUUAUCGCACUCUUCCACCUCCUCUUCACAUGGCCAAACAAGCAACGUGCUCUCCAAGAGGCCUUCUAUAGACAAAACCUCCCAAACAUCAUGAACCUCCUCGCUACACUUAUUGUGUUCGCCGCUGUUAUCUACCUCCAAGGUUUCCGUGUCGAGAUCCCAGUCAAGUCUUCCCGACAACGUGGCGCUCGCGGAUCAUACCCAGUCCGUUUAUUCUAUACCUCGAACAUGCCUAUCAUGCUCCAGUCAGCUCUGUCUUCCAAUGUCUUCUUAAUCAGCCAAAUGCUCUACUCUCGCUUCUCUGAGAACCUACUCGUCCAGCUUUUCGGAGUUUGGGAGCCAAAGGAAGGAUCUGCACAACUUUUCGCUACUUCAGGUCUCGCAUACUACAUGUCUCCUCCACUGAACUUCACCGAUGCUCUUUUGGACCCCAUCCACACCGCUGUCUACAUCAUCUACAUGCUCGUCGCAUGCGCUGUCUUCUCCAAGACCUGGAUUGAGGUUUCCGGCUCUUCCCCAAGAGAUGUCGCAAAGCAGCUCAAGGAUCAGGGUCUCGUCAUGGCUGGUCACAGAGAGCAGAGCAUGUAUAAGGAAUUGAAGCGCAUCAUUCCAACUGCUGCCGCUUUCGGUGGUGCUUGCAUUGGUGCUCUCUCAGUUGCCAGCGAUUUGUUGGGGGCUCUCGGUUCCGGUACUGGUAUCCUGUUGGCUGUCACCAUCAUUUACGGAUAUUUCGAGAUAGCCGCGAAGGAAGGGGAUAUGGCGGGAAUGAAGGGAAUGAUCAUGGGCUAA
This is a messenger RNA of Cadophora gregata, 1452 nucleotides long. RefSeq names its product translocon subunit (gene SEC61). The transcript has 3 exons. The coding region runs from base 1 to 1452 and encodes 483 amino acids. Lineage: Eukaryota; Fungi; Ascomycota; Leotiomycetes; Helotiales; Ploettnerulaceae. Gene Ontology annotation, molecular function: ribosome binding; signal sequence receptor activity; transmembrane protein transporter activity. Gene Ontology annotation, cellular component: Sec61 translocon complex; membrane. Gene Ontology annotation, biological process: SRP-dependent cotranslational protein targeting to membrane, translocation; post-translational protein targeting to membrane, translocation. The record is from RefSeq and is a predicted model, not a curated record.